CCCACUCGUCUGUGCAAAGGUUUCUCUGCUCGUAUUUUUCUGAGAACAGCUUCGGGAUGCGUCUUCCACCCAAAUCGAUUUGAGGGGUUUGAUUUUAAUCGAAUCAAAUCUCUCUCUCUCUCUCUAGAAAUUCUUUCCAACAAUCCAGAGGCGAUUUGAGUUGAAGCGGGUAGAAAUGCUUGGCAGAAAAGAAAUUUGAAUAAGAAGGUGAAGCCCUUGUAAUAAUGUGGCGUAGUUGGUUCCAAGGUUUAUGCGUCUGCCAACAUUGCAAUGGAGUCUAUUGAUGAGCUAUGGAUCAGUGUAUAAUUGCUGAUGAAAGAACAGCACAGCAUCGCAUAACUUUGCGAGUUUGCCAGUAUUUGUCUUAAGGCUCUCCCUUCUACUGGAUACAGCCCUUCCUCUCUUCAAAUUUUCAAUCAGCCUGUAAUGGCUACCAUGGACCCAUCCCCACCUUUGGAGAUUUUAGUUCGAGAACCCAAAGGAUUCUCUCUCUGGACUGGACCGCCAUUCAGCAAUGGUCAGCCACGCAUCAAGCUUGAAAGAGUUUCUUGCACUUCUGUAAAAUUAAGCGAAAAUGGAUCCAGGCUUAUGGUGAUGAAAAGCAACUCUGUUAUCAGCAUUUACGACUGCUGCAUCUCUGCCGAGAUAAGAUCCUUUGAAAUCCCUGCUGUUCUUGCAGCUAUCUUGUCCCCAUGUGGAACAUAUCUCCAGACAUUCCAGAAAUCCUCAACACCACAGGAGAAGAACUUGGUUUUGUGGGAAACGGAGACGGGUACUGCUGUUUAUCAUCAGUUCCAGAAGAACAUGUCAAAAACCACAUGGCCAUCAAUCCAAUUUAGCUCCAAUGAAGCUGUUGCAUGUCGCUUGGCGACGAAUGAGAUACAAUUUUUCGAUGCAAAGGACUUCACUAAAGGCAUUCUUUAUAAGCUCAGAAUUCCCGGUGUAGCUGCACUUGAGCUUUCCAAGGAGCCCGGAUCACACAUUGCAGCAUUCAUUGCUGAAUCUAAGGGAAUUCCAGCUAGUGUCCAGAUUUUUUCCUGUGACAAGGAUGCACAGGCUCAGCCUGUUGCUCGGCGAAGUUUUUUCCUGUGCUCCACGGUGCAACUGCACUGGAACUAUGGUGCAACAGGACUUCUGGCAGUGGCACAGUCUGAUGUUGAUAAAACCAACCAGAGUUACUAUGGUGAAUCAAAGCUGAAUUACUUGACAACUGAUGCGAGCCAUGAAGGACCUGUGCUUCUACGUAAAGAAGGGCCUGUUCAUGAUGUUCGGUGGUCUUCUUCUGGUUCGGAAUUUGCUGUUGUUUAUGGAUUUAUGCCUGCAAAAGCAACAGUGUUUGACAGGAAGUGCAACCCACUACUUGAACUUGGAACAGGUCCUUACAAUACAAUAAGGUGGAACCCAAAAGGAAAGUUUCUCUGUCUGGCGGGUUUCGGUAACUUGCCUGGUGAUAUGGCUUUUUGGGACUAUUCUGAGAAAAAGUUGCUUGGAACAACAAAGGCAGAAUGCUCUGUUACAAGCGAAUGGUCUCCCGAUGGACGCUACUUCAUGACUGCAACAACGGCACCCAGGCUACAGAUAGAUAAUGGGAUAAAAAUUUUCCACCACAAUGGAUUAUUGUACUUCAAGAAGAUGUUCGACAAGUUAUACCAGGCUGAAUGGAAACCAGAAGCACCUGAAAAUUUUGGUGAUAUUGCUGAACUUGUGAAGUCCGUCGAGACAUUAAAGAUCAACGAACCUAAACAAGUGCAAGCUUCAAAAUCUUCACAAGCAUCCACAAAGGCUGCCGCCCUGCCCACACAGAAACCAGCUGCGUAUCGCCCACCCCAUGCAAAAACUGCUGCUGUAGUUCAGGCAGAGCUAUUUGGCGGAAGUGGCCCUUCAGAAGAAAUGAGCAAAAAUGCAUUGAGAAACAAGAAGCGGAGAGAGAAACAGAAGGAGAAGAAGUCAGCAGAGGCAUCAUCUGGUGCCAAUGGUACUUGAUCAGUGUUCUCCUAUUUUCGAUCCUCUGCAUGGUUUCCAAGAAACUUAUCGCAGGCUGAGAUUGUUGAAUGAAAUUUAUUGUGGAAAUCUUAAGAGAUUUCAAGCAUAAAAGCAAAGAAGAGCAACGCUUGCCCUGUGUCUCCUGUUGUUUUGGUGUCCUGGGUGGUUUGGGUUCUAUUCUUCUUUAUUGGGAAUCCCAAUGUUUGCAUGCCACCUGCAUCAAAUUGCUGCUGUUUUCUUUUUUUUCCUUUUUUAUGUUUCUUGUUUUCUUUUCUUCUUCUUUUUUUCCUUUGUUCAUGUUUCUUUGUUUGUGUUUUUUCCCCCCUAGAAGAGCACAAGAACAUGUCUAAAGAUACCACCAACUUUGCCAAUCCAAGUUGUGUGAGAUUUUUCAAAGUUUGUUUAAGGCAGUCCCCUCCUUUUUUAUAUAUACUGAACAUGAGACUUAUAUAAGCUCUUGUUCAAAUCUAAGUUUAUAGGUUCGGACUGUUGAGAACAUUGUUUGGAGCGGAUUAUAUUCGAACAUUGCUAGGCUUCUUCUGGAGCCAUUUGAGACUA
This is a messenger RNA of Magnolia sinica, 2541 nucleotides long. RefSeq lists its product as uncharacterized. The transcript has 15 exons. The coding region runs from base 427 to 1983 and encodes 518 amino acids. Gene Ontology annotation, cellular component: cytosolic small ribosomal subunit. Gene Ontology annotation, biological process: translational initiation. Lineage: Eukaryota; Viridiplantae; Streptophyta; Magnoliopsida; Magnoliales; Magnoliaceae. Gene Ontology annotation, molecular function: translation initiation factor activity; mRNA binding; tRNA binding. The record is from RefSeq and is a predicted model, not a curated record.